This is a messenger RNA of Chinchilla lanigera (long-tailed chinchilla), 6453 nucleotides long. It is a transcript of the gene Arhgef4, whose product is annotated as Rho guanine nucleotide exchange factor (GEF) 4. The record is from RefSeq and is a predicted model, not a curated record. Gene Ontology annotation, molecular function: guanyl-nucleotide exchange factor activity; protein binding. The coding region runs from base 19 to 5517 and encodes 1832 amino acids. Gene Ontology annotation, biological process: intracellular signal transduction. The transcript is spliced from 14 exons. Lineage: Eukaryota; Metazoa; Chordata; Mammalia; Rodentia; Chinchillidae.
AGGCGCGAGAGAGGCAGCAUGCUCCGCGUCUUGCAUUUCCUGCGCGGCUUCUUCAAGAUUUCAGAGACAGCCAUACCUCUGCCAGGUGAAAGUGUGAUAGAAGAUAACCUGCUUCCAUCAUCCCCUGCAGGACCAGAGGAGCAAGGAUGGAGCCAAGAAACAGACCAUGAUGAUUUUGAGACCCUGUCCUACCAAAGUGAAAGUCAAUCAGACACAAAAAAUGACCUCUUUGACACUGCCUCUGACACAUGGUCCCCGCACAGUGAUCCCACCAGGGAAGGCUGCUUUCCUCCAAGUGCUUCCUCUAUAGACAGAGAAGCAAGCUGGGGUUGGCCUGCUGUCCCAGCACUUAGACUGUCCCAGGACCAGCCUUCCACCUGUGUCACUGGACUCAAUGCAAAGGAAGAACAAGAUAUUUCCCCUAGCUUUAAGGAAGAGUCUUACAAAAAUGAGUUGUAUACCUUAGCUGCUGUUGCUGGGGACUGUGUGACCAAGCUGGAGCAAGGAUCUGCGCUGGCCGGGUGCUCCUCACAUAGUACCUCUGGCAGGUGCAGUCCCCAACCUGCACAGAAGGUAACUGUUGAAGACCUCAGGUGGCUUACCGUGGCUUCUCUUCACAAAUCCAGGUCUGAGAGCUAUCUGGACAUUCCCGUGGCCUGGCCCUUCUCCCUCCAGUGCUGUGAACUAGGUCAGAGCUGGCCGAACAACCACAGCAGGGCCAGGCCACAAGGACUACCUCACAAAGGCUGGCUGGACCACACAGUCCCCCUGCAGACCAGAACUAAGACAAAAAGUAAUCCAGUCCCUAAAGUGGACGCAGACUCACUCUGGACCCAGACCUACUCGGGUAUCGUUUGCCAGCCUCCUCUGGGUGUAUCUUGCCUCUUACAUGCCAGAUAUCACCACAGCACCCCUGAUGAUAUUGGUGAUAAUUGCAGGGUACCCUCAGGGCAUCACUGCCAACAUAGGAGAGCACUGACCAGGGCCCAUUCCAUACCAAGGCUCCCUUUAGGCUGUCCAGGGGGUUCCGUGGGGCAGAACUGUGUGGAGUUUGGGACUCCAUUAAGGGAAAGGACAGAAACCAAACAAGAUCCAGGAACACAAAGUACACUUUCCCCUGCACCCACCCAACUGUUUCAUUUACUUUGUGCUUCACAAAGCAGGUCUCAUUCACAGGCUCAGUACAGCUCCAGUGGGUGUAGCUUGAAAAGGGCUUCUCAGGACACACCUGUAGAAGGUCUCCUCCAGGAAAACCAGCCCAGACAGGAUUCUAGGUCAUGCCCAGCUGCUUCAUGCCUGACUUCAGGCCUGGCGAGGCUUGGAAGCCCAGAGGAAGUGCCCAAGCUUGCUGAGCACAAGCCGGAACACAGCCCAGAAAGCAGGCCCCAAGAGGCCCAAGGCGCAGGCCCGACCCUGUCCCAGCAGGAAGCUGCUGUGGAGUCAAGAAAACAAACCAGUAAUUACACAUUAACGUGUCUUCUAGGUGAGAGAGGAAAGCUGUACACGAGGGCCAACUUACCAGGUCACUGUGAUGGUGGUGGGGACCAGGAGUGGAGCAGAAAUGGGCUGGGCUUCUGGGAAGCAGGUGACAGCUCAGAUGCCCCAGAGACUACCCCCAACUCCAGGGCAAUAGACACUUCGAAGAAGGCUGAAGGGGCCAUCGUGCUAGACCUCAAGUUCAGGAAAAAUGCUGAGCAGGAUCCUUCUGAAUUCCCAGCAACCACUGAGUCUCACUACAGCCCUGGGGAGGUGAUGUGUGGGAAAGGGCCCGGGGGUGGUGCCCAGCCCUUCAGCACUGGCCUGCAGUUGGAGCCCAGAGCAGGCGUGGCCCAGAGGGGCGGGUGCACGCCUAUCAUUGUAGCAGUGGAGCAGAAAGGUCUACAGGCCACCCUGAGGAGAGCGCACGCGCUUCUAGAGUCACAGACUAGUGGCUUUCUACGGGAAAGACCGACAUCUCCCGGAACUACUGGCGUCACCCCCUGCGAGUCUCCCAGAGUCUGGAAAACCUCAACUUAUGGAAGUGAUUCUGAGCCCCUCUCAGCCCCUCGCCUGGGAGAGAGCGAGGGGGUUCUUCAGCUGGUGGACCAAAGCACGGAGCACGGUGGAGUUCUGGUCUCCCGAGCUGCUUCAGAGGAGAUACUGAACCCAGAGGAGCCCCCAGAAGAGGUGCUACCUGGGGAAAGCCCGGUGGGCAGGCCUGGGGGCGCUCAGCAGGCCGAGAGCCUCCACUCUGCAGAGAGCCCGGGGUGCCCCGGGGCGAGUGUCGAUCCGGGAGACGAGGACCUCAGGGGCACGCAGGAGUCGGGGAAGCACCCCUCAUUCCUCAUGGUGACUUCUUUGAGGAAAUACAAGCUCUGGGCUGCCGGGAACCGGGGCCAGACCUCAGAGGACUGCGCCGCGGAUUCUCAGGCACCCGGAGAGCUCCACGAAGAGUGUCCCCCUUCCCCGGUUGCCUGGGCCGCUACACCCCAGCCCAGCGGGCACAGGAGCGUUUCUCCUGGGACAGCACCUCAGAGCGCAAACGAAGGGGCUUCAGGGCCAGUGGAGGGUUGGCCCGAGGGGACAUCGGGAGACCUCGGCAGCACAAUCCCGUCCUCAGAAAGCUGCAGUGCGAAGAGACUGAAGGUAAGCGAGAGAACUCUGAGGGCAAGGCUGGCCUUGGCUCAGAAGACUUUUGCGAAUCUCUUUGAGUUGAAGGUUUUAGAAAAAGAGAAUGCCGCCGACAGCUCUCAGGACUUUUUCAAGGGCGGGAAGAAGACCAGGCCGCGCCAGGGCCCCUGGCAUGCAUUUCUGAAAAAGAAAGAUGCGGGAGGCCCCAGAAGGCCCUCACUAGUGAGUCCCCUCUGCUCCAGCCCAGCAGGGACCAGUAGGGGCUCGGAGGAGUGCGCUGAGGACAAGGAGAGCUGUGUGUUCAGUGAUCACUGGAGGCCUCCGCACUGCCCUGCACCUUUGUCAUCCAGCAGUUUGGUGUUGCCAGAACCCAGGAGGAAAAGUGAACCAACCAUCAAAUGCACAGCCCCCCAGGAAGGGGGUGGGUCCUUCCUUUCCAGUAUCUUCCCUGAAAAGUCCUGGCUACAGGCUCCCACCAGCACCGGAGCCCAGCAGGUUGGCAUCAGCUGCACCUUGCCCUGCACUUCUGCCUGCUGCUUGGUCUGUGAACACCAAGCUAUGCCCUGCAGACCCCUGAGUCCCAAGCCCCAUAGUCCCCGGUCUGGUGUUCAGCUGACCAAUCUCAGCUAUCCAGGCAGGACUAGUGCCAUCUCCAUGGUUUCUCUGGGAAGCUACAGUGAAGGGAACAGCUGUUUGGAGGACCCCGGAAGGCCCAAGACUUCCAAGGUCCGAGCAAGCCUCCUGCUCUCUCUGCAGACACUAAACCAGGACAACAAGAAGGCAGAGAGCAGAAGCAGCCAGUGCCACCACAGACCAAGCACAGUGCCCUCACUUGGAGACUUUCCAAGAAGUAAGAACCAUGUGCCCUGGAAAGAACAGCCGGGUGAGAAGCCCAGUUGCUCCCAGCCAGCUCAGAAGCCACCUUCCAACCCUGAGAGGGUGACACGGACCUUCCCCUCCGUCUCUGCAAAGGAUGUCCCCAGAGAGGCCCCUUUGCAACCCAGGAGGUUCUCUCAACAUCCCCAUGUCAGUUUGGAUGACCUGCAGCUGGAGAAGAUGCAAAGAAAGAAGCUAGAAAAGCAGGUGCAGAUCCGGGAGAUGUGCCUGGAGAUAGCACAUAGGGAGGGAGUGCAGUGCUGGAGGAAGACUGUGGCCUCUCCAGAGUCUCUGCAUCUCUUGAGAAGAAGCUGUGUGCUGUCCCAGAGUGCCCCCACAGGACUGAACCACACAGACUGGCCAGAGCAUACAGCUGAUGCUGCAAUGCCAGAUGGAGCCCUGGACACAGCCAUCCGACCCGAGGAGGCUGGGAGUGAGGAGGACCUGUAUGAGGACCUGCACAGCUCUGGCUACCACUACAGCCACCCUGGAGGGGGUGGCGAACAGCUGGCUAUCAAUGAGCUGAUCAGUGAUGGCAGUGUGGUCUGUGCUGAAGCACUCUGGGACCAUGUCACCAUGGAUGACCAGGAACUGGGCUUCAAAGCUGGAGAUGUCAUCGAAGUGAUGGAUGCCACCAACAGAGAGUGGUGGUGGGGCCGUGUCGCUGACGUCGAGGGGUGGUUUCCAGCCAGCUUCGUGAGGCUGCGUGUGAACCAGGACGAGCCAGCAGAUGACACCGAGGCCCCACAGGCCAGGACCGGUGCCAUGGAGGAUGGCGGGGUGGAGGUGCAAAGCAGCAAGGACCAGAUGCGGACUAACGUCAUCAACGAGAUCCUCAGCACAGAACGGGACUACAUCAAGCACCUGCGAGACAUCUGCGAGGGCUAUAUCAGGCAGUGCCGCAAGCGCGUGGACAUGUUCAGCGAGGAGCAGCUGCACACCAUCUUUGGCAACAUCGAGGACAUCUACCGCUGCCAGAAGGCGUUCGUGAAGGCCCUGGAGCAGAGGUUCAACAGCGAGCGUCCACACCUAAGCGAGCUGGGUGCCUGCUUCCUGGAGCACCAAGCAGACUUCCAGAUCUACUCUGAAUACUGCAACAACCACCCCAAUGCCUGCAUGGAGCUCUCUCGGCUCACCAAGCUCAGCAAGUACGUGUACUUCUUCGAGGCCUGCCGGCUGCUGCAGAAAAUGAUUGACAUCUCUCUGGAUGGCUUCCUGCUGACACCCGUGCAGAAGAUUUGCAAAUACCCACUACAGCUGGCUGAGCUGCUCAAGUACACGCCACCCCAGCACAGGGACUUCAAGGAUGUUGAAGCUGCCUUGCAUGCCAUGAAGAAUGUAGCCCGGCUCAUCAACGAACGGAAACGGAGACUUGAAAACAUCGACAAGAUUGCUCAGUGGCAGAGCUCCAUAGAAGACUGGGAGGGGGAAGAUCUCUUGGUUAGGAGCUCGGAACUCAUCUACUCGGGGGAGCUGACUCGUGUUACACAGCCUCAAGCCAAGAGCCAGCAGAGAAUGUUUUUCCUCUUUGACCACCAGCUUAUCUACUGUAAGAAGGACCUGCUCCGCCGAGACAUGCUGUACUACAAGGGCAGGCUGGACAUGGAUGGCUCAGAGGUGGUGGACCUAGAGGAUGGGAAGGACCAAGAGCUCCACGUGAACAUCAAGAAUGCUUUCCGACUGCACUGCAGCACCUCUGGGGACAGCCACCUGCUGUGUACCAGGAAGCCUGAGCAGAAGCAGCGCUGGCUCAAGGCCUUUGCCAGGGAGAGGGAGCAGGUGCGCCUGGACCAGGAGACAGGUUUCUCCAUCACUGAGAUGCAGAGGAAGCAGGCCAUGCUGAAUGCCAGCAAACAGCAGGCCACAGGGAAGCCCAAAGCUGUCAGCAGGCCCUGCUACCUGACACGACAGAAGCACCCCACACUGCCCAUCAACCGGCCCCAACAGCAGGUCUCGGUACUGACAGAGCCCCGGCGGAAACCAUCCACCUUCUGGCACAGCAUCAGCAGGCUGGCGCCCUUCCGCAAAUGAGUCAACACCCACCUGACAGCACUUUGUGGAUGUGUCCACUCCUGGCCCCCAGCUUCGCCUCCCAAGGCCCACUCCACUUGGCCCUUCUCUGCCUGUUUUGCACACUGCAAGUGACCAGGGCUGAGCUUGGGGCCUGCAAAGGUGCCAGGUCUGUGCCCCAUCCUGGGUUUUGCCCUUGCUGCUGGCACAGUGAAGAGGCAGUGACGAGACCAGGUGGCAGGGGAGGCAGGGCUCCCACCCUCACCAAGCAGUACCACCUAUAGCCUGCCCACCACCCCUCCUGCUCCCACCUGCACUCGACCCUUUGGAAAUUUAAUCAGCCCUAAGUGUGUCUCUGGGCACAUCAGCCUCCCUGUGGCCACCAGCCCCCUACGUGCCCCCCUCUGCCCUCCUCCUCAGGCCCCCACCCAGUAGGUGGGGCAAAGCCACCCACCCCCUAGAGGGUAGAACCAGGAGUUCUGCACCCCAAAUGUCUGGCCCAGAGCUGCCCUUCUGCCUCCUGGCCCCUCAGAACGCUGCUGGCUACUGGAUACCUCUUCACUUGUGAUAUGGCUGUGGCAUGGGAAGAACAAGGCCAAGUCAGCACUUAAGGACAGCCAUGUUUUGUGACCAGUCCACCUACAGCUGUGAGGAGGCUACAGAAUCACUUGGUUUCUGUUUUGGAUUUUGUUGUAUUGUUUUUCUAAAAAUGGAGAAAAAUAAUUGUUGUGACACUGAAAGCCUUACCCUAGUGAGCGUGAGAAGCCAUAAGGACUGAAUUCUGUGGCCCAGGAUCCAGAACUGACCCACCCAGCCCUGGUCCUUGGGGACCUGGGGGGUGUGGCCCACACAUGGGCAUGGAGGCCACGGGACUCAGCAGCUUGGACAGUGACUGGCACUAUACCUUCUCCAGGCCAGAAACCACAUUGAUUUCAUAAAGAAACUUAUAAAAAGUAA